This is a messenger RNA of Bombyx mandarina (wild silkworm), 1275 nucleotides long. RefSeq names its product putative U5 small nuclear ribonucleoprotein 200 kDa helicase. The record is from RefSeq and is a predicted model, not a curated record. NCBI's taxonomy places the organism in Eukaryota, Metazoa, Arthropoda, Insecta, Lepidoptera, Bombycidae.
AUGGCAUUGAAUUGUUAUGUCCUUGAUUCUAUAGGCCGAGAUGAUGAUGAGUAUGGAUUUUGGUCCACAGUCCUGUACUGCACAAAGCUGGCGUCCUCCCAGUCGGAGAGCGAGCGCGUGUCGAUACGUGAGGAGAUGUCCCGGCAGCCUCACUUACAGAAGAUCCUGGCGCAAUUGGAGACCGGCAAUGGAGAUGAUGAGAAAAUGGACACUCACUCGGAGGCCCCCCGAAAGAGGCACAAGUCUGAGGCCGAGAGCAGCUCUGCGUCCGGGCAGGUGGCAGGCUCCAGGAAGGUGGUGCAGCUCGAGGACCUGGUGUUCGCGGCCGGGUCGCACUUCAUGGCCAACAAGAGGUGUCAGCUGCCUCCGGGCUCAUUCAGGAAGCAGCGAAAAGGUUACGAGGAAGUCCACGUGCCGGCUCUGAAACCGAAGCCGUUUGAAGAAAACGAGACACUGGUGCCGAUCGAGAAGCUGCCCAAAUACGUCCAGCCAGCGUUCGAGGGAUUCAAGACCCUGAAUAGAAUACAGAGCCGCAUAUCGAAGCCGGCGCUGGAGUCGGACGAGAAUCUGCUGGUGUGCGCGCCCACCGGGGCCGGCAAGACCAACGUGGCGCUGCUGUGCGUGCUUCGCGAGGUCGGCAAGCACGUCAACGACGACGGCACUGUCAAUGUCAACGACUUCAAGAUGAUAUACGUCGCGCCGAUGCGCUCGCUCGUGCAGGAAAUGGUGGGCAACUUCAGCAAGCGUCUGUCCGCUUACAACAUGAAGGUCUCCGAGUUGACCGGCGACCACCAGCUCACGAGGGAGCAGAUCGAGGCCACGCAGCUCAUCGUGUGCACUCCGGAGAAGUGGGACAUCAUCACCAGGAAGGGCGGGGAACGUUCCUUCACGAACCUGGUCCGGCUUAUAAUCAUAGACGAGGUCCACUUGUUGCACGACGAGCGCGGGCCCGUGCUGGAGGCGCUGGUGGCGCGGACCCUGCGGACGGUCGAGCAGACUCGGGAGGAGGUGCGGCUCGUGGGCCUGUCCGCCACGCUGCCCAACUACACGGACGUGGCCACCUUCCUGCGCGUGCGACCCGAGAAGGGACUCUUCUACUUCGACAACUCCUUCAGACCGGUGGCCCUCGAGCAGCAGUACAUCGGCGUGACGGAGAAGAAAGCUCUCAAGCGGUUCCAGGUGAUGAACGACAUCGUCUACGAGAAGGUGAUGGAGCACGCAGGCAAGAACCAGGCUCACGCCCCAAUGACUUUAAGGGGUUACCCGAGUUCAUGA